GAUCACCACCACAGCAGCUCCCUCGCAAUAACUCAAGCAUUAUGGCAAAGUUCAACAUCUUCCUCAUGUGUCUGCUGCUGGCCACCAUGACCCUAGCGGCAGCUGCUGCUUCUGUGGAGGUCAAACAAAUAUCCCCUAAAGGAGAAGAUAAUACGUAUCCACCUGAAAAUACCGACAAUUUGCCACCAGAACAAUCACCCGAGGGCAAGUUCUUGGAUGCAUGCGUGCAGCAUUUCACGAGGGAGUGUGGGACAGAGAUCUUCGCGAACAUGUUCGCGGAUAAUUAUCAUCCUGUGUCAGACAAGUGUUGCAGCGAGCUUGUGGCUGCUGGAGAAACUUGCCACAUUACCAUGGUGAAGGUAUUGUUCGCGGUGCCUGAUUUCAAGUCAAAGGCAUCUUCGGGUAUCCCCAGAAGCAAGCAAAUAUGGAAUGAAUGUGCCUCGAUCGUUUCUGAGGAAUCUCCCUCUCCAUUGCCAAUCCCCUUUGAAGCUUAAUUAAACUUCUAUGUUACUUCUCCAAUAUAUAUAAUAAUAUACGAAAUAAUUUAUUGAUCAGCUGAAUUUUAAAGAUCAAAUGCACUCCUGCUGCAAUAUUAAUCAUCGUAUAGAAUAAAUUAGUAUUGAUUUA
Molecule: messenger RNA, 627 nt
Organism: Rubroshorea leprosula
Lineage: Eukaryota; Viridiplantae; Streptophyta; Magnoliopsida; Malvales; Dipterocarpaceae
Source: the annotation of a GenBank genome assembly